Paramuricea clavata is the source of this 3366-nucleotide messenger RNA. NCBI's taxonomy places the organism in Eukaryota, Metazoa, Cnidaria, Anthozoa, Malacalcyonacea, Plexauridae. The record is from the annotation of a GenBank genome assembly.
AUGGGUAAUGAUGAGAGGAUGAAGUUGCAUAAAUAUAGUAAAUGGUUCCUUCCAGUAGAGUGUUCUAUGUAUAAUCAUAGCUGUUCUCAUGUGUAUUCUUUGUCUGACCGUUAGCCAGUUAAGUUCAUUGUGUAGUUCUUUUCUGGAUUUUUCAUGAAUUUUACAACCUACGAUCAAUCCAGCGACAAUCAACCUACGAUCAAUCUAGCGACUUUAUAAUACAUAGUACCAAACAUAGCAAAAGAAAGAAGAAGUGAUGAACUGAAGUUCAUUACGUACAUAAGUAUAACAUCAUUUGAUUAAUGAUUUCGGACUCAUACAAUAAUUACUAUUACUGUAGUGUAGUGUACAUUGUCAUUCUGUUCAUGCAGCUGCAAAAAUUAAACUACUAGUAGCACAUUAAAGUACAUUGUCACUUACAAGUAAAAAUGCAAAUGACAUCUAAAUCUAACAUGUUAACAGUUGUACUUUGUCUUUUUACGUAUUCUAUAUUAUUUGAUUGUUAAUUUGCGGCGAAAAUUUUUUAAAUUUCCAUGCGAGGGCACGCUCCCCUCCCCGCGCGAUUUUUUAACUAUCAGUCACAGCCGGCUACUUUUUUCUUUUUUGGUACAGCCGCCUACUUCAAAUCAUUCUGCAUGAAACCCCUGGUUUUUACGUGUGUACACCUGUGAAAACUCACAAGUUGUAACAAACCUGCAGCAAACUAACUGGUACCAGUCCUCGUUCAACAAUUUGUCAACAGGAUGUUUUCGCAUUGCUUGUUCACAGCUUGUUGACAAGUUGUCAACGGCUUGUUGACAACUUGCUACAAGGUUAUUGAGCUCAACAGACUUGUUACAAGUUCCUACAACUUGUUAUCGUCUUGCAAUUCAACAAUUUGUCAACAAUUUCUGAGUGACAACCUUGUAGCAACGUGAUAAAACGACAACACUGUUACAACUUGUUGACAAGCUUGCUACAAGCCUGUUGCGAACACAUCUUGUUGACAAAUUGUGAGAUUUUUGCAUGUGUAGAAACAACUAGCGCAACUUUUAAUCUGCUUCAUGCUUUCCAGAAACAAACCACGGCGGACUUACUGUUGUCGUAAACUCUAUUUUUGUGUGUUUACUCUAGACGUAGAUGAAUGCAAAAACACGAAACUGUGUCCACGCGAGAACGAACAUUGCAAGAACUUGCCAGGAUUCUAUUCCUGCAAAUGUGACUCUGGUUUCACGAGGAAGGACGGGAAAUGUGUUAAAGGUAAAGAGAAGAAAAAUAAAAAUUCAAAAGCGACAAAAGAUGAGGACGAAAAACUUCUAGAAGAUGUUGAGAAGGGAAAGUUUGUUCAGGAAUGGCAUAUGAAAAUUGGUUCUUUGCUUUAUGCCGUAUUUUUUGGCUUGUUAGUUUGGGCUUUUUCGAAACGAAGUGCUGUUGGUGUUGUUGGCUUGGUUGUGUUAUAUUUAGCUGUUUUGUUUGGCAUUAGGAUUAGAUAUAAAGAGACUGGGGAGUAAAUAUUUUAUCGCUCCGGUGUAACUUAACUUUUGUGACUCGUGGCAAGUAAAUGAAAACAAAUGAAAAUCGCCCUCAAUGAAAUUUAAACAAGCCGUACCAUGACUGCAUCAGACUUGUUAGAACAACCUUGUAACAAGUCUGAUAAUGUCAUUAAGCUUGUUACAAGUUGUUAACAGUUGUAACAAGGCUGUUGAUAUUAUCUGAUUUGUUGCAAGGUUGUUCCAACAAGUUCGGUACAGUCAUGAUAUAACAAUAUUGUUACAACCUUGUGUCGUAAACCUUGUAACAUUCUUGUUAUAUCAUGACUGUAUCAGACAUGUUAGAACAAUCUUGUAACAAGUCUGAUAAUGCCAUCAAGCUUUUUACAGCUUGUUCCAAACUUGUUACAACAACUGGGAGCAAACACGAACACAACCCGCGUAAAAACGCACAAGUUGUUACAUGUCUGCAAACAAGUUGUUACAAGUCUGUUCACAAGUUGUUGACAAGUUGUGUUCGCACUGCUUGUUCCCAGCUGUUGUAACAAGUUUGGAACAAGCUGUUAACAACUUGUAACAAGCUUGAUGGCAUUAUCAAACUUGUUACAAAGUUGUUCUAACAAGUCUGACACAGUCAUGAUAUAACAAGAAUGUUAGAAGGUUGACGACACAAGGUUGUUACAAUAUUGUUAUUUCAUGACUGUAUCGGACUUGUUGGAACAACCUUGCAACAAGUCUGAUAAUACCAUCAAGCUUGUCACAAGCUGGUUAACACGUUGUUCCAAACUUGUUGACAACUUGAGACAAGCAGUGCGAACGACUUGUUGGCAGACUUGCUACAAGAUGUGAGAUUGUUACCUGUGAACUUGUCGACAGCUUGUGAACAGAUUUGUAACAACUUGUUUGCAGACCUGUAACAACUUGUGCGUUUCUACGUAAAUAUAAAAAAGCCAAUUCUACUUGCCCAUGAUAAUUUUAAGCACGCAACCAUUCAGUUACACCAUUCUGUCUGUCUUUACCUUGUAUAUAAUAGGUUUUUCUUAAUUUAUGUAAAUAUGAACAUAAUGCACAGCAAAGUUUUUAAAUCGCUUUUUAAUAUUUUUAAAACGUGCACGGUGUUGAAAGCUUCCUUCGUGACGUCAUUAUUCGUUUUCGAUAACGUUUAUUAACCUUUUAACAUCUUAAAAUCACAAUGCAUGCAUUGUAUACCAAUAGACAAUUCCCAUUAUAGACUAAUUUUAAAACUUGGCAAGGAGAUGCAAGUAAAUCACCACAGCUAGGAAGAGCAUACUAGAAUUAGUAAAUUUGCAAAGUUUGGUUGCGAAAUGUUGUAAAAUGCGGAGAAUAUAGCCUUGAAAAGUUUGUAAAUUUUGUAUACUUUUGUAUUGCGUUCGGAAUUGCUACCAUUUUCGACUCAAAUGUGGUAGGAAUGUGGUAGGAAUUUCCGCACGCAAUACAAAAGUAUACAAAAUUUGCAAACUUUGCAAGGCUAUAUUUUCCGCAUUUUACAACAUUUCGCAACCAAAUUUUGCAAUUUUACUAAUUUUAGUAUGCUCUUUCUAGCUGUGGUGAUUUAUUUGCAUCUCCUUGCCUAGUUUUAAAAUGAAUCUAUAAUGGGAAUAGUCUAUUGACAUGGCUGGGGUCUUGGAUGUAAAAUUGGAUCGGCUUUCGGAGCAGUAAAAGCUAGAAAUAAAAAAUAAAAUUGAAAAAAUCCAAAGUGCAGUUUUCUGAGACGUUUUUUCAUAUUUUAGACGAAAAGCCUGAAAAAGAGAGUGAUGACGUCACGGAGGAUGACGAAGACGAUGACGUAGGUGGUGAUGACGUUGGUGAUGAUGAUGUAGAUGAUGACGAAGCAGAUGAGGCAGAUUUAGAUGAAGCAAUGCAUGCGGAGUUAUGA